Molecule: messenger RNA, 958 nt
Organism: Nasonia vitripennis (jewel wasp)
Lineage: Eukaryota; Metazoa; Arthropoda; Insecta; Hymenoptera; Pteromalidae
Product: hemolymph lipopolysaccharide-binding protein
Exons: 4
Coding region: 254-874 (206 amino acids)
Source: RefSeq, a predicted model, not a curated record
GCGAUUCUUCAAAACAACACGAGGAGGAAGAGCCGAGCGACGAGCGAGGGAACCGGUAUCCGAGGUUAGUAUCGCGAGAGAUCUUCCUCGCUGAGAGAGAGAGAGAGAGAGAUGUCAGUUGGGAGCGAGAUCGCGAGAAGGAAAGAAGGAGCAUGUCUGCGCGUCUGCUGGCUUAGUGGAGAUUACGAGUGCAGACUGCGAGUACCAAAACUUCUGCUGCCAGCUGACGAAUGUAAUAUAUCUUUUGAACAAAAUGAGAUCGACGAUCAUUGUUAUUGCCCUUCUCGGCAUUUUUGAAAAUCAGCUGGGCUUUAUAGGUGCAAAUGAAUAUGACCUGCAUCUUUGUAUGAAUAAUCGAACCGUAACGACGAAAAUAAUAGAUUCACAGGACAGUUAUAGUUGCAGUUGUAAAGUGGGUCCUUACGAAGGACCGGUAAUUAGGGAUGAUUACGUACACAUGCCUGGAAUCGGAUCUCACAAGCUACACACUGAAGCUAAAUCCUGGAACGACGCUCGGAAAAUCUGCAACGAAGAGGGCGGACACUUGGCAGUUAUUAAUUCGAGAGAGGAGGAAACUAUUCUGCUCAACAUGUUAAACGCAUCCAGAAAUAACAUAACUAAUGCUACUAAUACCGAAGUAGCUUUCUUGGGAAUCCACGAUUUUUUCAAAGAAGGCGAAUGGUUGACGAUUUUCGGACAUUCCAUUCACAGCACCGGUUAUGCUAAUUGGUCGGCAACUUAUUGGGGUGGACAACCCGAUAACAAGAACAAGAAUCAGAAUUGCGGAGCACUCAUCUACGAGGGGGGACUGGACGACGUUUUCUGUCACGAAAGUUAUGCUUUCUUCUGUGAACUGCCACUAAGCUGUACAUGAGUUGACAAUGUUUUGUUUAUUAUACAUCGAGAUCAAAGUAUGUUAUUCGAAAAAGUCUUACAAUAAAAGUCUAUACUAUACAGA